Schistosoma mattheei is the source of this 1990-nucleotide messenger RNA. The record is from the annotation of a GenBank genome assembly. Lineage: Eukaryota; Metazoa; Platyhelminthes; Trematoda; Strigeidida; Schistosomatidae.
CUUAGGUAUGAGUGUUUCCGUACCAAAGAAGUCUGAACCCUCAAAGAUAUCUGAUUUAAUUGAUUUUUGCCCGACUCUUAAUUUGUAUUUAAAGCCCAUAGCUCGAGUGUGUAUUACAGUUCAGAUCCCUCUUCUUCAUGAUACAUCUGGCCAGUUAAAAUCGUUUACUACAUGGGAGAUCAUUGAAAAAAUUCGGCAACUAUGUCCUGGAAUUCUUGCUCCAUCCACUGUUAUGAAAGUAGUCCACACUACGUUGGAAUUUGUUAGGUUCGCUGUUGACUUGGAAAACAAAACCGACGUCAGGCGCGUGGUUACAAGUUUGGAAAGUCAGUUUAUCAAGCUAAGUGGAUUUCCACAAAACCUUCGUGUUCGCGCAAGUGAAGCUCCAUAUGACUGUCCAAGACGUCAUGAUUGGGAAGCGUUUUUUCGUGAUGCUCAAAAUAUGGAUGAGACUAAAUCUGGUGAGAGGCCUGACACUCUUGUACUCACUGGUCUUCCUAUCAGAUGGUUUGCGAGUGGAUCACACAACAGGCCACGAUUUCGCGUUAAUAGUGAUGACACUAACAGCAGCUAUUUAUCUCUUUUGGUUGACGAAGAAAAACCUGAUCCUUCGAUUGUAAAAGAAGCAUUUGAAGUAUUUGGAAAAAUUCGGGAGAUUGAUAUUCCAAUGUUAGAUCCUUCACAAAAUCCUGAUUGCUUGGAAGAUUAUAUAAAUAGCAAUGACACUUUAAAUAGUUCAUGUGAUACAUUAAAAACGGACACUUCAGUUAACAAACCCAUUGAAUAUUCUUUCCGUAACGGUUCUGGCUGUACAGAGGAAUAUAUCGGUGGGUUCGGAAAAAUUGGUCCGGAUACAAUCGGAAUUUUAAAUCCAACUAUACAACACGGUGUAAUUAAUUCGUCUUCAGCGGACUCUGACAAAUCAAAAGUAUCUUAUUUGACGAAGUCGAAAAACUCCAAUAUAUUGACUAGUCCAACUAAUACAAGUGUUGGUAGUCCACUUACAUUCAUAGCAUAUGUACAAUAUAUGGAUUAUACUGGAUUUAGCCGUGCUAUGGACAUGCUGCGUGGUCAGAAACUUGUUUAUGCUCCAACUUAUCGAAGUCAGUCAUCAGCAUUGGCGGAUCAGAAUGAAAAGUUAUAUUAUGCAGCUGAAAUUAAGAUUGAUUUUGAUCGAACUAAACACUUAUCACCAGAUUCUAUUCAUGCAAGACAAAACAAACGAAAUCAACUACUCAUAGUUGCUGAACGUAGACGUGUUGAAGCAAGAACUAUAGCUGAAGCAGCGCGUGAACGUCUACGUCUUUUAGAAGAUUCAGAGCGUAAAGCCGUAGAACGACGUGAAGCAGAAGCAUUAGCCGCUGAGGCUGAGCGUAUAGCAAAACGUGCUGCACGAGAAGAAAGUAAACGACAAAUUGCAAUAGAUAGGUGUAAAACAAUUAAAGAAGAAUUACUUAAAAAGAAAAUAUCCCUUGAAGAAUACCGUCGUAUAGUGGCUAUACGUAAAGUGGAGGGUAUACGAUUAAUGACGUUUUUACUAGCAAAAAUACAGGCUCGUCAUGAUUUAAUCGUGGCUACUAGACGUCUUGAUCGUAUUUCAAAAGCAGAAAAAGCUUUAGCCGAAGCAGAAGCUAAUGUCAAUGUUGCCUUAUCCAAUGCAUCACAUAAUAAUAAUAAUAAUAUUCGAACAACACCAGCCAAAGCUGAUAAUCAAUUAGAGAUAUGUGGAGAAAAAGAUUCUAAUAAGAUCUGUUCACAAUCUGGUUUACCACCGCUAGUUAAUUCGUCUCCUGAAUCUGUUGAAGAUGAAGUAGGACAAAACUCACAAUUUCAACAAUUAUUAAAUAAACGUGAAGAGUUUCUACGAAAUAACUUAUUACGUAAACGAGCCGAGAUAUUACGAACACAAAUUUAUGAACGAUCAAUCAUGUACAAUCCAACUUUUCCCGGGUAUAGAGGACGCAUUCAACUAAAUCGAGAGAAAUACUGA